Sorghum bicolor (sorghum) is the source of this 956-nucleotide messenger RNA. RefSeq names its product protein EARLY RESPONSIVE TO DEHYDRATION 15. The record is from RefSeq and is a predicted model, not a curated record. Lineage: Eukaryota; Viridiplantae; Streptophyta; Magnoliopsida; Poales; Poaceae. The transcript is spliced from 2 exons. Bases 192 to 677 code for a protein of 161 amino acids.
GACUCAUAUGGUCCCACAUGUCAUUGACACAUACAGAGUUGGCACACUUAAGAGUGGCAAAUAAAUAAAAAAUCCUCAUUAUCGUCCCUUACCGUCCCCAUCGUCCCCAAACCACGCGCGACACUGGUAGUACAGCGGCAGCUGCGAGGAGUGCGAGCGCGUGAAGCAGCAGGAAGACCGGCAAGAAGCCGAUGGCGGUUGUGAGCGGCAGCGGCGGCGGGAGGCUGAACCCCUGGGCGGAGCCCUUCGUGCCUUCCGGGGUGCGGUACCGCGGCCUGAUGCAGACGCCCGAGCAGCAGGAGGUGGAGGACUUCUCCCCCGAGUGGUGGCGCCUGGUCUCCGCCUCCCCGGCCUUCCGCGACCGCUGGCUCCGCGAGUACGGCGCGCUCGGCCUGCUCGACGCCGAGGAGGACCUGGACGACGCCGAGGUCGACGGCUUCCUCCCCGACGACUUCUUCUCCGCUCCGGCCCCGCGCCAAGAGAGCGAGCGGGAGGGCGGCGUGGCCGGGGCUGGUAAGAAGGUCGGCGGAGGCCUCGAGGUGGCGGCGUGGGGGAUCGACAAGUGGUGGCGGGCGCACGGUGGGCCGCCGGAGGCCCCGAGGUACGCGGAGAAGGCGCCGCGGAGGGUGGCGGCCGGCGCCAGGGUGAGCCCCCGCCCCAUCCAGCAGCCGCGCUGAAGUACCCGAUCCGUUCCCGCGCACGCGUCCAUCCGCCGACGGCUGCUCGGUGCCAGAUCUUGGCACAGGAAAAACUAGGCACCCCCAAAAAAAAAAGGUUUCCUUUUCCAAUCUUGCAAUUUGCUUUGGUGUGUUCGUCUUGCGCAGUUUCUGGAUCUGGACUCUGCUUCAGCUCGAGAUCGAAUGGGAAGAUCCUCUGCUGCGUUGUCUGUGCUCAUCCCUGUACUGUGUAAAUAUGAUAACAAUAACAUGCAGUCAGACUUUUAGCUUCCGUCUUCA